Molecule: messenger RNA, 1240 nt
Organism: Plutella xylostella (diamondback moth)
Lineage: Eukaryota; Metazoa; Arthropoda; Insecta; Lepidoptera; Plutellidae
Source: RefSeq, a predicted model, not a curated record
UAAAGCAUUGCUGGCCAGCGAUAAGACGGCGGGGUCACGUCGCCGUGUCACGCCGAUAGUGGGCAACAUGGCCGGCGCAGUAGCUCCUCGCUCGCGUCUCCUCUCGCACGGCUCCGCCAGAAACUACUUCUCACUUCCUCCACCACACCAGUUCCUCAGUUUGAUGGUGCUGUUCGAAACUCGCAAAAGCAGCAGCAACCCUCGUCGAGGCCCCUCCGCCUCCACCAUCCUGGACUACGCAUUUGCGCUCGACGAGAUAUUCUUCAAUCUGUGCAAAGGUUGCGUCGCUGCCGCCAUGUCUUGCGUCCCGCCCUCCGCCUUCUCCGCCGGCCGCAUCAGGGAGGCCACCCGCGACAUGAAGUCACCACCAGGGAAAAGUACCACGGAAUCUCCAAUCAAGUACUUCCAUACAAAAUUCAUGGAGCUAUCCCCGCUGAAGUACAACAGUAAGCUGAUGAACAGCAUCUGGGGCUUCUACAACCGGUACUCGCCGCACAACGUGAAGAAGGUCAGCGAGCCCGGAGCCCCCUCGGGGGAGAUGCAGCCAUCUGCUGCAAUCUCCCCGAACAAGAGCGAGCCCGUCCUGAACCUCCCGCCCCAUCUCGACAACAUGUGGGCUUCCAUCAAGGUGUCUCAGUCCCACUAGGUUGAUGCUACAUCAAGCGCCACGAGUGUGAUGCUACCACCCCACUUGUCUUUUCGUAUGUGCCGACACUACCGAGAGAGAUCAGUAUAUUCGCCAAAAAUAUUGCCGAAUUUGCUAACAUUUUUGGUAUUUGGCAAAUACAGCAAACAUCCAAUCACAAAUAGGUACGAAUAGCCAAGUGUGGUACGGUCAGGUGCAGAGAAACCUGACCCCCAUCUCAUAGUUACAAUGUUUCUGAGGGGGUCAGGUUUUUCUGCCCCUUACUGUACCAGCAUCAAACUCGCGACGGCUUUAUGUAGUAUCAAAACCGGGGGCCACAUGCCUGUAUAUUAUUUUUAGCACAUGUAUUGUGAUUCGUGAUAAAUAAUAUAUUGAAAAAUUUAUAAGACAUUAAAUUUGGCCAGCUAGUUAUUUGUGUACCAAUAGGGGCCUUAAUAAAAUUGGAUACUCAUUUUAGAUUUACGGAGAUUAUGAGGAUAAAAGAUACCUUAGGUAUAAGAUUUGAAUAAAUAUAUUAGUUAGGUACUAUAAAUGUGUACUAAUUCGAAUUUUGCUUUUCUUAUAUUGAUAAUGAUAAUUAAACAAAAACAUGAA